AUGAACUGGAAUGGGACGAGCGAUCCUCUGAGAAGGAGGCAGCCAGUUCCGAUUGAAGAUGUUAAUCAUAAUUUGGUGGAUGUUCUUGAAAGAAUUCGGAAAUUUGGACUUGAGAUCCAGGUCUUUAAAGCCUUGCAAGAGCAAUUGCAAAAUGGAGCAAAAUGCGAGCGCGGGACGCAGACCGAGGGCCAGAAGAGCAGAGAGAAUUCUUCCACAAUUCAAUAUGAAAUGGUCGAGAAUGAAAAGCUCCCUGCCGAGUAUCGAGCUGAUGAGAUGAAUUAUGUCAACUCGGAAAUUCUUUCCGAAGUUAGGAUUAUGGGUGCGGCGGAGUAUGAAGAUUCGCCAGAUUCGUUUAUUCAGAUUUCGCAGUCUUCAGACAUGCCCGCAGGCGAGUUCAUGGACUCCGAAACAGUUGUUGCCCACCCUAGCCAUCACGUGGAAGAAUCUUGGAUAACUCUGCAGCACACAAACGUCGCAUCUUCGGGCUUCAAUUACCGACAAUUCCAAGGCGUCUCAGAGGUUGACUCAGAGGCAGAGGCAAUCAAGGAAGACUUGACGAUCAGGGAUUUGCAAGAGGAAAAUGUGGAUAGUUUCGAAGUCAACAAUAUGCUAAAAGAAGACUCCUGGAUCUCCGCAAAAAUGAUCAAAGAAUACAUGGUUACGCACAAUAUUCCGCAACGAGAAGUCGUGGACGCAACCGGACUCAAUCAAAGUCACCUAUCGCAGCAUUUGAACAAGGGGACCCCGAUGAAGCUUCAGAAAAGAAGCUUGCUUUAUCACUGGUAUGUGAAAAAGAAGAGGGCGGUUGAGAUCAAUUUUCAAAACUCUGCCAUGGGGAAAAGAAGCGUGAGCUACGAAGGGGAAAUUGUCCAAGAGCCUGAUUUUGUCCGAACAACGCCUCGAGCGGGGGAGAAAGCAAGGCGAAAUCGAUUCAGAUGGGGUCCGGCGAGUCAACGAGUUCUCCAAGAUGCUUUCAAGCGGCAGAAAAAUCCGUCGAAAGAGGAAAGAGAGCUUUUGGUCUCAGAGUGUAAUCGCGUAGAAUGCUUGAAAAGAGGCGUGAGUCCGGAAAAUGCAGCCGGUCUUGGGACGAAUUUAGUGACGGAAGUAAGGGUCUAUAACUGGUUUGCAAAUAGGCGGAAAGAAGAAGCUUUCAAAUCGAAAAUCAGCAAGGCUAAACCAAGAAAUUUUAUCCAACAAGAAGAAAAACCGAGAAUUUUUGAUUCAUUCGACUAUCAAGAAACAACAGAAAUUCUCGAACCGAAGAGAAAACGUCCUCAAAUGUUCAAAAAGCAAGAAAGCGUCCUGCCAAGUCUCAAACUAAGACAAGCUGAAACAUCUGUCCGACAAAUUGAGCCUUCCUCAGCGACUGAAUCAUUUUUCAUGCAACAAAAUAAUGAUUAUGGAUACAUAAGCAUUGAUAACGCGAAUAUUCUACAGCAAUCGGCGAUAGAAUGCGGAAUAUCACCGAAAGCAGAGCCACAAGAAAAACUUAAUUAA
Oikopleura dioica is the source of this 1497-nucleotide messenger RNA. The record is from the annotation of a GenBank genome assembly. Lineage: Eukaryota; Metazoa; Chordata; Appendicularia; Copelata; Oikopleuridae.